GGGCUCGAUUGGGCAAGGAUGAGACGAGAUUGUCUUCGGGAUAAUAGCUGACCAGUGUGCUGUGUCUUACAGGAUAUGUUUUCUUCCGAAUCAUGGUUCCCCACGCCGCAAGGUGGUGCGCUCGAGGACUGGGCCGACGAUUAUCGCCGAGCUGAAAUGCUGGUGCGGAAUAUGACGCUCAUCGAAAAGAUCAAUAUCACCACUGGUGUCGGAUGGCAGAUGGGCAUGUGUGUCGGGAAUACAGCACCCGCCGAAUUCGUGAAAUUCCCCUCGUUGUGUCUGCAGGACGGGCCACUGGGGCUGCGCUAUGCGGAUUUGAUCUCCGCCUUCCCCGCCGGGAUCACCACCGGCGCUACCUGGAACCGGGAGUUGAUCCGCCAGCGAGGCGUGGCGUUGGGGGAGGAGGCUCGCAUCAAGGGGGUCAAUGUGCUCCUCGGUCCUUCCAUGGGUCCCUUGGGCAUGAUGCCUGCUGGUGGUCGCAAUUGGGAAGCGUUCGGCGCCGACCCGGUUCUUCAGGGGGUGGCGGCCGCAGAGACGAUCCAGGGUAUUCAGAGCACUGGAGUCAUGGCCACGGCGAAGCACUACAUCAUGAACGAGCAGGAACAUUUCCGGCAGCCCUACGAGUGGGGCAUCGCAACAGCCUUGUCGUCCAACAUCAACGACCGUGCGCUCCAUGAGGUCUUUCUGUGGCCCUUUGCGGAAGCCAUCCGGGCCGAUGUUGCUAGUGUCAUGUGUUCGUACCAGAUGGUGAACAACAGCCACGCCUGUGAAAACAGCAAGCUGCUGAACGGCAUUCUCAAAGAUGAACUAGGGUUCCAGGGCUUCGUGCAGUCCGACUGGCUGGCUCAACGCUCGGGGAUCAAUAGCGCCUUGGGCGGGCUCGACAUGAGCAUGCCCGGCGACGGGCUUCGCUGGGCGGACGGUAAGUCUCUCUGGGGUCCAGAGUUGACCCGUGCCGUGCUCAACACCUCAGUGCCGAUGGAGCGGUUGAAUGAUAUGGUCACUCGUAUCGUAGCGGCCUGGUACCACUUAGGACAAGAUACGUGGGAGCGACCGCCUCCCGAAGGAGACGGCGGCCCUAAUUUCUCGUCGUGGACCAACGACGAGGUCGGCUGGCUCUAUCAAGGAUCGCCCGGCGACGAGACUUAUGGCGUGGUGAAUCGCUUCAUCAACGCGCAAGGCGAGGGCGACAACGCCCACUGGAUCAUCGCGCGCAAAGUUGCGACCGAGGGAAUUGUGCUCGUAAAGAACGACCGUCAGACGCUGCCAUUGUCCCGCCGCCCCACUGCCGAAUCGGGAGGCGUGUUUCGCGUGGGGGUCUACGGUGAUGAUGCGGGUCCGGCACAGGGUCCCAACGCCUGCGCCGAUCGCGGGUGCAACCAAGGGACCUUGGCGAUGGGCUGGGGCAGCGGCACGGCCGAGUUCCCGUAUCUGGUCAGCCCGCUUGAGGCUUUGCAGUCCGCCUGGGAGACGGAGGUCGAAGUGAAGCCCUAUCUGCGCAACGCGGUGAUGCCGGCGGAAGCGGCCGACAAGGAUCUGUGUUUGGUGUUUGCCAAUGCCGACUCGGGAGAAGGCUUCAUCUCCGCGGGGGGCAUUCACGGCGACCGCAAUAAUCUGUUCUUGCAGAAGGGCGGCGACACGUUGAUUGAGACGGUCGCGCGGAACUGCGCUGGGCCGACUGUGGUGGUGGUGCACGCCGUGGGCCCUGUGGUGGUGGAAUCGUGGAUUGAUCUUCCGGGAGUGGAUGCGGUGCUAUUCGCGCAUCUGCCUGGCCAGGAGAGCGGCAAUGCCUUGACGGAUGUCUUGUUUGGCGUGGUCGAUGCCAGUGGUCGACUGCCGUACACGGUCGGCAAGAGUCUGGCAGACUACGGACCCGGUGCGCAGGUCCUGUAUGAGCCCAACGCACCCGUGCCGCAGGUAGAUUUCCGGGACGGGCUGUAUAUUGAUCAUCGGUAUUUCGAUCGGCACAAUAUCACGCCACGAUUCGAGUUUGGGUUUGGAUUGUCGUACACCACGUUUGAGCUGGCCGAUCUUCAUGUCCAGGGGCUGCAAUCCAAAUCCCGUCUCCCGGCGUCUCGACCGCCGCAGACUGGUUUCCCGCCUGCGUACGCGACAGAGCCCCCGCGCAAUGAGUCGGUGCUGUUCCCUGCCGAGUUCCAGGCAGUCCCCCAGUACAUCUACCCGUACGUGACGUCGAUGGAUGGCACCGAGGCGGCCAACUACACGCAUUAUCCGGAUGGAUACGACCAACCGCAGCCGUUGUCGGCGGCGGGAGGCGGCCUGGGCGGCAAUCCAUCGCUCUAUAAAGAGGCGGUGAAUGUGGAAGUCGCGGUGCGCAACACGGGGGCGCGGGCCGGACAGACGGUGGUGCAGGUGUAUGUCUCAUUCCCUGAGGAGGUGACGGAGGAUGGCGACUGGGUAGAGGUGCACGAGGGGGCACGUCGGUCCAGCAAGGUCAAGCUGGAGCGGAUGCCGGAGACGAUUGAAUUUCCCACCCGCGUGCUGCGGAACUUCACCAAGGUGGCCUUGGAGGCCGGGGAGCAGCAGACGGUGGCAAUGACGUUGAGCCGAAAAGACCUGAGUUAUUGGAGUGUGCGGGAGCAGAAUUGGGUGAUGCCGGAUGGCGAGUUUGCGAUUUGGGUCGGGCAGAGUUCACGGGACUUGCCCUUACGAGGACAGUACUGAAUGAACUGCAGGUUGGAGUAAUUUGUGAUGUGAUAAUUAGUGAGACACACAUCAACUAGGCGGGGGGGGAUCCGGCGAAUCCGAGACAUGUACGGAGUAGUCUGUAUUGUGUAGAUAGAUACUGC
This is a messenger RNA of Aspergillus saccharolyticus JOP 1030-1, 2810 nucleotides long. RefSeq names its product beta-glucosidase. The transcript has 2 exons. The record is from RefSeq and is a predicted model, not a curated record. Lineage: Eukaryota; Fungi; Ascomycota; Eurotiomycetes; Eurotiales; Aspergillaceae. Gene Ontology annotation, molecular function: beta-glucosidase activity. Gene Ontology annotation, biological process: glucan catabolic process. Bases 76 to 2685 code for a protein of 869 amino acids.